AUGGAGCUCACCGUCUGCCGCCUCGCCAAAUCCAACCGCUUCUCCGACGUCGAAGCCUUAAUUGAGUCUUGCAAGAAAGACCCACAAAUCAAAACAGAGAUGGAACAGCUCGGAGCUCCCAGAUCCGUUGUCUCCUUCAACGCCUUGCUCACCGCUUGUCUCCAUUCCGACUUGUUCAAAAGAGUCCCCCACCUGUUCGACGAAAUGCCUCAGAGGUAUAAUAACAUCACUCUUGAUAAAGUCUCUUACGGGAUGUUGAUUAAGUCGUAUUGUGAUGCUGGAUCAGUAGAUAAGGCUAUGGAGAGUGAGAGUUAUGGAGGAGAAAGGUGUUCACGUGCAUAUGAUGGCUCUCCAGAGAUUCUCUUACUAGAGGAAGACAUGAAUUUCACAAUUCACGUGCAGCUUCAUUAA
Eruca vesicaria subsp. sativa (arugula) is the source of this 411-nucleotide messenger RNA. The record is from the annotation of a GenBank genome assembly. NCBI's taxonomy places the organism in Eukaryota, Viridiplantae, Streptophyta, Magnoliopsida, Brassicales, Brassicaceae.